AUAUUUUCUAAAGUUAAUUCUAACGCUAUUUACAAGCCAAUCGGUGAGAAAUACCGAUCUAGCAGUGAUAACAACGACUGUGACAUAUUAGGUAGUAGUAGUAGUAGUAGUAGUAGUAGUAGUAGUAGUAGUAGUAGUAGUAGUAGUAGUAGUAGUAGUAGUAGUAGUAGUAGUAGUAGUAGUAGUAGUAGUAGUAGUAGUAGUAGUAGUAGUAGUAGUAGUAGUAGUAGUAGUAGUAGUAGUAGUAGUAGUAGUAGUAGUAGUAGUAGUAGUAGUAGUAGUAGUAGUAGUAGUAGUAGUAGUAGUAGUAGUAGUAGUAGUAGUAGUAGUAGUAGUAGUAGUAGUAGUAGUAGUAGUAGUAGUAGUAGUAGUAGUAGUAGUAGUAGUAGUAGUAGUAGUAGUAGUAGUAGUAGUAGUAGUAGUAGUAGUAGUAGUAGUAGUAGUAGUAGUAGUAGUAGUAGUAGUAGUAGUAGUAGUAGUAGUAGUAGUAGUAGUAGUAGUAGUAGUAGUAGUAGUAGUAGUAGUAGUAGUAGUAGUAGUAGUAGUAGUAGUAGUAGUAGUAGUAGUAGUAGUAGUAGUAGUAGUAGUAGUAGUAGUAGUAGUAGUAGUAGUAGUAGUAGUAGUAGUAGUAGUAGUAGUAGUAGUAGUAGUAGUAGUAGUAGUAGUAGUAGUAGUAGUAGUAGUAGUAGUAGUAGUAGUAGUAGUAGUAGUAGUAGUAGUAGUAGUAGUAGUAGUAGUAGUAGUAGUAGUAGUAGUAGUAGUAGUAGUAGUAGUAGUAGUAGUAGUAGUAGUAGUAGUAGUAGUAGUAGUAGUAGUAGUAGUAGUAGUAGUAGUAGUAGUAGUAGUAGUAGUAGUAGUAGUAGUAGUAGUAGUAGUAGUAGUAGUAGUAGUAGUAGUAGUAGUAGUAGUAGUAGUAGUAGUAGUAGUAGUAGUAGUAGUAGUAGUAGUAGUAGUAGUAGUAGUAGUAGUAGUAGUAGUAGUAGUAGUAGUAGUAGUAGUAGUAGUAGUAGUAGUAGUAGUAGUAGUAGUAGUAGUAGUAGUAGUAGUAGUAGUAGUAGUAGUAGUAGUAGUAGUAGUAGUAGUAGUAGUAGUAGUAGUAGUAGUAGUAGUAGUAGUAGUAGUAGUAGUAGUAGUAGUAGUAGUAGUAGUAGUAGUAGUAGUAGUAGUAGUAGUAGUAGUAGUAGUAGUAGUAGUGGUUUAGUAGUGUAA
Messenger RNA from Schistosoma margrebowiei, 1209 nucleotides. NCBI's taxonomy places the organism in Eukaryota, Metazoa, Platyhelminthes, Trematoda, Strigeidida, Schistosomatidae. The record is from the annotation of a GenBank genome assembly.